Messenger RNA from Carassius gibelio (silver crucian carp), 2113 nucleotides. It is a transcript of the gene hoxb8a, whose product is annotated as homeobox B8a. Gene Ontology annotation, biological process: regulation of transcription by RNA polymerase II. Bases 701 to 1441 code for a protein of 246 amino acids. The transcript is spliced from 2 exons. Gene Ontology annotation, molecular function: RNA polymerase II transcription regulatory region sequence-specific DNA binding; DNA-binding transcription factor activity, RNA polymerase II-specific. Gene Ontology annotation, cellular component: nucleus. Lineage: Eukaryota; Metazoa; Chordata; Actinopteri; Cypriniformes; Cyprinidae. The record is from RefSeq and is a predicted model, not a curated record.
AAUGAACGGGUAAAUAUGCAUCACUUUAGGUUGUCUGUGAUGAACAUGCAAAAAUCAAUCUUUCAAACAGGUUUGGAGUGGAGAAGUUGAGUGGGGGAGGGACAGAGGCUAUGCACUUGAUCUGAUGCAAAGCGGCAGAUUUCUCAUUAACUUCCCCGCUUGAACAUAUUAAUGUGCAUAUUCUCCCCUCCUCUCUUUCCCUUGGCCCCCCUUCCCUCGCGCUCUCUCCCUCUCAGCUCUCUCCCCUCGCUUUCUCUUUUUCUCUCUUUUUCAUUCUCUGACUACCUUCAUAUCAGAAACGCGCAGAGCGGUGUUCGUGUAGGGAUGCGAGAAGCCAAUGCAACGAGGAUCCGAUAGAAGAUGCAAAUGAACGUGAAAACACAGUGCAAAAUAUGAAACUUCUCAUUUGCAGCCGAGUAAAUAAUAGGAAAACUGGCUGGGAACUGGCACCCUUCACCGGAAUUGUGAUGCUGGAACUCCGCAGUGGGAACAUGCCUAAGGAAGCUCUAGCCAAGUUGUUUUAACAAAGGUGUACAAACGCAAACCGUUCAGUUUUUGGAAAUCAAGGCUUGGCUGCUGCAUUGAUUGUUAUACCUCAGUAACUGUGACACUGGCAACUCUCUGAAGAUUCUGCGCUGCAUAUAAAGACAUUCAAACGCAAUCUAUUCAACAAAAUCAGCUCCAACAACAACAUCAAAAGAUGAGCUCAUAUUUCGUCAACUCUCUCUUCACUAAAUACAAAAGUGGAGACACUCUGCGGCCAAAUUAUUACGAGUGCGGAUUUGCUCAGGACCUAGGGACGAGACCCACCGUCGUGUACGGUCCAGGCACCGGGGCCACUUUCCAGCACGCCCCUCAGAUUCAGGAGUUUUAUCACCACGGCGCAUCCACGCUCUCCGCGGCUCCUUACCAGCAGAGUCCAUGCGCAGUAACCUGUCACGGCGAGCCGGGUAACUUCUACGGUUAUGAUGCUCUCCAGAGGCAAACGCUUUUCGGUGCUCAAGACGCGGACUUGGUUCAGUAUAGCGACUGCAAGCUCGCCACGGGUGGCAUCGGCGACGAGACGGACAACACAGAGCAGAGUCCGUCGCCCACACAGCUGUUCCCCUGGAUGCGACCUCAAGUAGCUGCCGGACGGAGGCGAGGCCGCCAGACCUACAGCCGCUAUCAGACGCUGGAGCUCGAGAAAGAGUUCCUCUUCAAUCCCUACCUGACACGCAAGCGACGGAUUGAGGUAUCACACGCUUUGGGACUGACAGAGCGACAGGUCAAAAUCUGGUUUCAAAACCGUCGCAUGAAAUGGAAAAAAGAAAACAACAAGGACAAGUUUCCAAGCAGCAAGUCUGAACAAGAGCAGAUCGAAAAAGAGAAGCGGGAGAAAGAACAGGCAUCCGGGACACAGCCAGCCGGCGAAGACUGCGACAAGGCAAAACAAAUGUAAAGCGGAUGCGUUCGUGCGUGUGUGUGUGAGUGUGUGUGAGAGAGAGUGUGUGUGUUAUUGUGUGAACGUGUGUCAGUCAAUCAAAACGGCGAAGAAUAAAUAGGGAAAAUAAAACAGGACAAUGUCGAAGAGAAUAACGGUGUUUGCAUGGGAGGUUUGUCUCACAGAGACAAUUAUUCAAGUCGAGUGGUUACAUCUUUCACUCGAGGAAGGAACAGGAAAAAAAAUGACUGGGACUAGACGAAUACACUUAAUGUGUUGACCACAGAACUUCAGGAAGACGAAGGACAAGAGGCAUUUCUACUUUUUAACUGUUGUUCAGAGAGUAUGAUAGUGUUAAAUCUAGUCUCCUUUCUUUGUGAAAUAAUUAUCGUGAAACUUAAGUUUCUAUUGUUAGGAUAUUGUCAUUAACAAUUACCUUGGCAGCUGUAUAGUUUUUAAGUUAAAUGGUGCACUUUUAACUGUUCCCACUUAUAUGUUAUGAUGAUGACGUAGAAAUUAAUGACUUCCAACAACAUGAAACUGCCUAUUUAUGCCGUAGAAUCUCUUUUUACACGUCUUUGGUUCUUCUUAAAUCGAUGGUAUUUUUGUUGUCUUCUUUUCAUGGGGUAAGCAUGCGCACAGUGGAUUAUAAAAAUGAAUAAAUGUAAUAAAAAAGAACUUUGAAAAUUA